AUGAAGAACUUCAAUCUGGAAAGCAUGCGCCAUCUCACAGAAAUAGAAAACAUCUUUAUCGAGCUGAAAAAGAAUCGAGUAAGCCGAAAGACGCAAGAACAGAGGCAAAUUGAGUAUAGAGAUAGCACAGAGAUAGAAUUGCUUACACUGCGUAUUAAGGAGUUGGAGAAUGAGGUGUUGAGAUAUAAGAAACAUGUGAAAAAAAUGAGUAGGAUGGAGCAAGAGAGCGAAGUCGCGCGAAUAGUGAGCGAAAAAGAUGCGGUCAUAGAAGGACUUAAGAAAGAAUUGACCGAAAUGAAUAGAACAAUUGUUGAUUUGAAGGAUAAAGGCGAAAAAAUGCGGCAUGAAUACAACAGUAAGAUCGAAGAAUGUAGAAAAGAUCGCAGUACCCUGAUAAAUAACCAUAUGGAUGAGAUUACGAUGCUUCAGGCAGCACAUGAUGCGGCAAAAAAUGGGUUGCUGGGUGAAAUAGUAGUUUUGAAACAAGAGAGGAUGGCUGUUGAUGAUGAGAAAAAAGCGAUGGAGCAGACGAUACAAGAAUUAGAAAUAAAGGUUGAGGAGAAGAAAGCAUUACAAAAAAUGGUAUCAGAGUUUAAACAUGUCGAGAACAGGUACAGAUCAAAGAUACUCGAUCUACAGAACAGCAUACAGGUUUAUGUGCGACUUAAACCUAAAAAGAAUGCAUUCGAUGAGAUUACUGAUUGUGUUAAAUACACGAUGAGCGGUAACUCGCUAAUUUCAGAGUGUGAAAACAGGAAGAACGUGUUCGAAUUUGAUAGAAUACUAUUACCUGAUUGUGGGCAGGAGAACGUAUAUGACGAGAUAUGCAGUGUAGUUCAUGGUUUUUUGCAGGGAUACAAUGUCUGUAUCUUUGCUUAUGGCCAAACAGGGAGUGGAAAGACAUAUACCAUGCUUGGAGACGAUAAUUCACUCGGACUCAUUCCCAGGACGGUUAAUAGUGUGUAUGAUGAGCUGACUGGAAAGGAUUUUACGUUAAAGUUGCGAAUUACUGAAAUUUAUAACGAAAAGGUGAGGGAUUUAAUAAGCAACGAUAAUUUAACGAGCAACGGGCUGGAAACAACCAGUGUUUUAGUUCACAGCAAGGAGGAGAUAAUGGACUACAUCGAAAGAAGUACUAAAUAUAGGGUGACGGAGGCAACAGACUGCAACUCGUCCUCGAGCAGAAGUCAUUCCAUCUAUUCGUUGCAACUGAAAGUCAAGGGAAAAGGAGAAACCAUUGAAAGUACAUUAAAUUUUGUCGAUCUGGCCGGUUCUGAGCGAAUCAAGGAAUCUCAUGUAGAGGGCAGAAGGCUGAAGGAAACACAAAAUAUUAACAAGAGCCUCUUAAACCUAAAAAUAGUCUUCAAUUCAAUUAUAAACAAAGAUAAACACGUGCCAUACCGAGAUUCAAAGUUAACAUAUUUCCUUAAGGGCAGCCUCGAGAACAAAUCGAAGGUUCUCAUGCUGCUGAACAUAUCAAUUGACGAGAAGGACUACAACGAAACGCUGUGCUCGCUGAGAUUUGGUCAGGUAGUCAGCACUGUGUGUACUGGAAAAGGGGCCAAGCAACUUGUAAAGGAAAUAGAAUGAUGUUAUAAUAAACGCCUUUAUUAAAAUAUGCCUACCAGUAUUGAAGUUUGCAAUAAAGCAUUGUUUUUGAUGGUAUAGAAGUGCGGUAUGCACGUGCUAAUUAUCGAGCAUUGCAACAAAUGCGAUUUAUC
Messenger RNA from Vavraia culicis subsp. floridensis, 1721 nucleotides. RefSeq lists its product as uncharacterized. Gene Ontology annotation, biological process: microtubule-based movement. Gene Ontology annotation, cellular component: microtubule; kinesin complex. The record is from RefSeq and is a predicted model, not a curated record. Gene Ontology annotation, molecular function: microtubule motor activity; ATP hydrolysis activity; ATP binding. NCBI's taxonomy places the organism in Eukaryota, Fungi, Microsporidia, Pleistophoridae. The transcript has a single exon. Bases 1 to 1590 code for a protein of 529 amino acids.